Messenger RNA from Drosophila novamexicana, 932 nucleotides. RefSeq names its product digestive cysteine proteinase 2-like. The record is from RefSeq and is a predicted model, not a curated record. Bases 3 to 893 code for a protein of 296 amino acids. Gene Ontology annotation, biological process: immune response. Lineage: Eukaryota; Metazoa; Arthropoda; Insecta; Diptera; Drosophilidae. Gene Ontology annotation, cellular component: lysosome. Gene Ontology annotation, molecular function: cysteine-type endopeptidase activity. The transcript has a single exon.
AGAUGCACGGGAGAAGCUAUGCUGGCGACAGCGAGGAGCUGCUGCGCAGGCAAAUCUUCGAGGACAACAAGAAGCUGAUUGACACGCACAAUGCACGCUACGAAGCUGGCGAGGAGACCUACAAGAUGGGCGUAAACGCGUUCACGGAUUUGCUGCCUUCUGAAUUCAAAUCUAGGAUGAUGGGCAGCCUGAAUAGGACGGCUGUGACUGCGGAUUACAUUUACGAGCCAUCCGCGAACCUUAAGAUUCCCGAGAGCAUAGACUGGCGCACCAGGGGCGCGGUCAGUCCUGUCAAGAUUCAGGGCACAUGCGGCUCCUGCUGGGCCUUUGCCGCAGUAGGCACUUUGGAGGGUCAGAGCUUUUUAAGGACUAAAACAAUGGUUGAGUUCUCCGAACAGAAUCUGCUGGACUGCUCCUCUCACCCGCCCUACAGAAAUCUCGGCUGCAAGAGCGGCUUUCCGAGUGAUGCACUCAGAUAUGUUAAGGAUAACCAAGGAUUAGACACGCGCAGGUCGUAUCCCUAUCAGGGUGUCCAGGGACCAUGUCGUUUCCGUAGGGAGCAUGUCGGUGUCAGAAUCAAAGGAGUUGCCACGGUCAGGUCUGGCGAUGAACGCGCUUUGCAAGCGGCCGUCGCCGAGAAGGGGCCAAUUGCUGUGGGCAUCGAUGCUCAGCAUCUGCAGCUUUACCAUUCUGGAAUCUAUAAUCGGCCCUGCUUCGGUCCCGCAUACUUCCAUGCCGUUGUGCUGGUGGGCUACGGCAAGGACAGAGGCCACGAUUACUGGCUCCUUAAGAACUCCUGGGGCAACUGGGGCGAAGCUGGCUAUUUUCGCAUGGCCCGCAACAGCCGUAAUCUCUGCUAUAUUGCCAACGAUGCAGUUUAUCCGCUGAUCUAACCGAUGUAUAAACAUAGUUUUGCAAUUUGUAAAUGAGAU